AUGUGGUGCGCGCCGGACGGCGGGGGGCCCGAUCGGUGGCGCCUGGCGCCCUGCGUGCUGCAGACCCUGGGCGCCUGCCUGCUGCUGCCCCUCUCCUCCUGGGGGCUCCACCACCAGGCACGGCGCCUGUGCGGCACCGCGUUCGAUCGCCCGCGCUCGCCGCGGCGAAGGCCAGGGCGGCCCGAUCCCGCCCUCCUACUCUGCGCGGGCCUGGCGACGAUGCACGCGGGAUGGCUGGUGGCCCUCUGCGUUCCCAGGCCGCACCUGGAGCCCUAUCAGUGGUUCUACCAGCUGGCGAUGAGCGCCACCUGGCUGGGGGCCUGUGGAUCGAUUGCUGGGGCGAGGAUAGCGGGGGUGCCGGCGAGGAUGGGCGGCCUGGGCGCGACGGCGGCGGCGGCAUAUUUGGCGAUCGUCGCGGGGUGGAUGGCGCGCGAGUGGGGGCAGUGGGGCCGCUUGGCGUGGGAGGACUGGAUGGCGCUGGGGUUGGCGGUAGCAGGGGCCACGGCGUCCGCGGGAGUGGUGGCUGCGGGUAGGAAAAGAUCCCUCGCUGAUGAUGAACGCUGGCUCUUGGAUGCGGCUGAUGAGGAGACGGCAGUCAAAAAGAAGCGAAACUGGUUUGAGCUGUUCAUCACAGCGGCCGUGUAUGUGUGGCCCAAAGACUGGCUCCUGAAGGCCAGGGCGUUCAUCUGCAUCGUCCUUCUCCUCAUUAUACGGGCGCUGAGGCUGGUGGUGCCGAUCACAUUGAAGCACUUGGUGGACAGACUUGUGGAGAUAACGGCCAAGAGGGAGCAGGAGCACGUCACUUACUGGGAGGCAUUCUACCCCUGGGGAAUGGCAUUCCUGAUUGGAUUAUCCGUGGCAGGCAUGCCAGGCAUUGGCAUGCAAGGCGGCGCAAUUUCUACAGCCCGGCAGACAUUAUUCUUCCCCAUCACCCAGUUCGCAUAUCGCCGCAUCAGUGUGGAUCUCUUCAAGCACAUCCUGGAAAUGGACCUCACCUACCACCUCCACAGAAAGACUGGGGAAGUGAUGCGGGUGAUGGAUAGGGGAACCACAGCCAUGCAGACCAUACUGUCGACGAUUAUCUUCAACAUAGGACCACAGCUGGUGGACAUGCUGAUCGGCACAGUCUACUUGGCCAGCGAAGUGGAGCCCUUCAUCGGGGUUGUGAUCAUCGUCACGCUGGCAUCCUACCUCCCGGUCACGAUCGUCUUGACGGAGUUCCGUCGAAAGCUGCGCAAGCUCAUGAACCUGAAGGACAACGAGAUGGGCUUCAAGGCGACGGACGCAUUUCUGAACUACGAGACAGUGAAGUAUUUCAACAACGACGACUACGAGGUCAGGAACUAUGCCCAGGCCGUGGAGGACUACCAGAAGGUCGAACUGAAAAUGUUCCUGGCGUUGCAGCUAAUGAAUGUGCUGCAGACCCUGAUCAUGGUGGCAG
Molecule: messenger RNA, 1441 nt
Organism: Ostreobium quekettii
Lineage: Eukaryota; Viridiplantae; Chlorophyta; Ulvophyceae; Bryopsidales; Ostreobiaceae
Source: the annotation of a GenBank genome assembly